AUGAGUAGUAUUAUUAAGAAGGCUACUCAGUUCAAGCCAAGAUUCAAGAGUAAGCCGAUCAGAAGAAAGCAAGGAUCGGCCACACCAACUCCAUUAACACCUCCUGCUACACAAGUAAACAAAGAACAGACUCCACAAGAACAAGAUGAAGUUGAGGUAGAGAAUGUGCAAGACAAGGAAGAAUUACAGAGUCAGAUACCAGAUGAACCAGCCAAAUCGUCUCAACCAUUUGAAGAUCCAAUUUUAACUGCAGAAUCUACAGUAGUAAUACCAAAUAUACAAGUAGAGGAUACAUCAAAACAACAACCAAAACCAUCAUUUUCAUUCACAAUUAAACCUAAAGAGAAAUCUAGCUCAAGCAGUGAAGUGAAUAACAAAGCAACUGAAGAUGAUGAAGAAAUCAUAGAUCCUAAGGAUUCGAGUCGUAUGCUUGAAGUAGACCUGACUGAGAAAAUCACUGAUGAAGAUAAGGAAAAAGAGGAUGAUGAAGUAUUCAAAUUACCAACAUAUGAACGUGAAAGACAACACUCUGUGGUUCCACAAAGGAGAUUAUCUGGUAUAACUCCGACCGCAAUCAGAAGUAGAUCAGGAUCAAUUUCAAUUAGAACUAGUGUGGCAGAAUCUGAAGGUGGUGCAAGUGCUGCUCAAUUACCUGCUAAGAUCGGUAUUCCAAUCGUCAAGCCAGUUAAGAGAAGAAGAUCCCUGGUUGUUAAUCGUGGUUCAGCAACUUUAAAGAAACCUUCAUUAUCACUAGCUAGUGCUACUACUAUUACUAUUCCUAGAGAAGCAAAAUCAUUAUCUAUUGUUGUGCCAGGAGCUACAGAAUCUACAAAUAGAGAAGCUAUCACGGCAAGUAAGAUAGAAGAAGUUGCAGAACCAAUGUCAAAAGAACCAAGUGUUGUUGCUGACAAGAAGGACAUUGAAUCAAAAUACAUUGUUGGAGUGGAUCCAACUACUAAAAGACUAAGGAAGUUUUUAAGACCUGGAGUUAAAUUAAGUCCUGAAGAGAUUUCUGAAAUACUUCCAGAAGCCGAAUCAUUAACUACUGCUCCUGAAGAUUUAAUCACCAGUAUUAAUAGUGUUAAACAGUUACCAUUAACUAAGGUUAAAAAUUCAGAUGCUGAAUUAUUUGCUGCUAUUGAUUUUGAUGUUAGUGAGAUGACGAUGGCUGAUUUGUGUAAACCAUUUUUACCAAUUGGGAAAACAAGUUCAAAUUUUGAAUUAGUGAACCAAGCUGAAGAGAAGAUAAGACAACGUAAAGAAGAUAGAAGACGUGCUAGAGAAGUUGCUCGUAAUAAUCGAAUUUCAAUUGAACAAGCAUCAGGUGAAACUGAAGAAGGUGCAAAUGAUAGAGAAAAUCGCAAAAAUAGUAAUUUAUUGGACUUGGAUGAUGAAACUGGUGGUAGUGGUGCAACUCAAAGUCUUAUGUUAAAAAUGCAAGGGGAUCAAAUUACUUUUGAUCAGAAUUCGACUUUAAUUGAUAGACAUUUACAAACAUCUCAUAGUAAUUUGAUUCGUGAAGAAUCUAAUCCAUUUGAGAAUCCAAUCACAUCUUCCACAUAUUCUAAGAGAAGGCAUACUGAUAAAUGGACAGGUUAUGAAGUUCAACAAUUUUAUGAAGCUUUAAGUACGUUUGGAACGGAUUUUUCCUUAAUAAGUCAAUUAUUCCCUCAUAGAUCACGUAAACAAAUCAAACUGAAAUUUAAUUUAGAAGAGAAGAAAUAUCCUGAGAUUAUUGAAAUGGCAUUACGUAGGAAAUUGCCGGGUGAUUUCGAUACAUAUUGUAUGAACAUUAAUAAAGAAAUCAAGACAUUAGAACAAUAUAAUGAUGAAUUGAAACAAGUUAGAUUACAACAUGAACAAGAUUUAGCUACGAUAAGUGAAGAAAGAGAAAGAGCCAUGCAAGAAGAUGCAGAAGCUAGUAGAAGAAGAGAAAUUGAAAUUAGAACAGGGGCAAAGACUAUGACUAGAGCAGAGAAAUUAAAGGAAUUGAGAAAGAAUGAAAUGAUUGUGGGAUCGAUUGACGAUGUUAAGAAACAAAGAGAAGAUAUAGAGUUAUAG
This is a messenger RNA of Scheffersomyces coipomensis, 2061 nucleotides long. RefSeq names its product transcription factor TFIIIB subunit. The transcript has a single exon. Gene Ontology annotation, cellular component: transcription factor TFIIIB complex. Gene Ontology annotation, molecular function: TFIIIC-class transcription factor complex binding; RNA polymerase III general transcription initiation factor activity. Gene Ontology annotation, biological process: transcription by RNA polymerase III; RNA polymerase III preinitiation complex assembly. Lineage: Eukaryota; Fungi; Ascomycota; Pichiomycetes; Serinales; Debaryomycetaceae. The coding region runs from base 1 to 2061 and encodes 686 amino acids. The record is from RefSeq and is a predicted model, not a curated record.